AAGACCUUGGUUUUAUUUGAGCACAUCAGAAAAAAACUAAAAAUGGAUCCAGUUCACCAGGAGAAAAUGCUGGUGGAGUUAUUGUGAAGCAAAACAUGACAUUACAUCAUACCCCUGAUUUUUUUUACAGUCCCAAUUCUGACAACUUGUGCGGUUUACUAAUGGACAGGCAGUGACAAUGCUAACAGCUAUUAGCAGUGCAUGCUAAUAAUAUAUAUCUGCAUUCUCUAUCAGUGGUAGUUGGUGAUUAGCAGAAAUGGAAAAGAAAAAAAAGCAUUUCAGUUUUUAGACUGGUCAGUGUUUGAGUCAUUCUUGUCUGGUUGCAAGUUCUUUUACUUGUCUACAAACUUUCUGAAUUAGUAUAAACUUUUCUCUGUGUGAAAAGAAAUGGGCUGUUGGUGGCGGAGUUUGAGAGGGGUGGGGGGCAUCAAAUCGUGCCAGAACCACCACUGGUUGACUCACUAAUACAUCCUCAUGCACUCCAUUUUAUAUUUCAACCAGAUCACAGUAAUUUAUGACUCCCAUGGUACUUUAAAAGUAGGUCACACAUCCAUCUUUAACUAGGUUAAGGAAUAAAGCUUGUCUGUCUGGUCUACAAUUUUUUUUUUUUUUCUUGUAGCCUAAAUAUCCCCUUUUCCCACUUUCCAUCUUCCAUCCACCCUCCCAUCUCGUUUCCUUUCCAUCCUUGCGUCAUUGUUUUGAAUGGAGCACCCUUCAAGAGUUGCAUUACCCUCCUUUGCAGGAAAAGGGGGAGCGGUGGGGGCUUGUGGAGGCGUGUGCUUCGUCGUCCAAUUGCAGCCCGUCUUGGCUGCCGGACCGCACAUGUUUACAGGCAGCGAUCCGCCGGUAAAGGCCCCGCUCGGUCGGAGCAAAGAACGGACUGGAUUUAGACCACAGUCGGAGCCAGAGUCAUCAAACGGUAUUGUCUUUAUCAUUUUCGACACUUGAAGCAGGUCGGCGAUGUGUUUUGCAGGGCAGAAUAAAAUAAUUCGACGUAUUACGAGUUGCCUGCCUUUGUCCGGGACCUUUUGACUUGAUUGUGUCGCCAUUUUGUUUAAUCGUGAACGAAUGUUGUUACGGCUUCAGAAGGUUGUGAUCACUCCGCGUUUUUCCGCCGCCCCCCUCGCAGCUCGCUGGGAGCAGUGGGGAAAACAAACAGGUCGAACGGAGGAAGAUUGGUAGCCGGUUAGAUGUGGAGGCUGUUUGGUAGCGAAUGGUUCGUGUUUAUGCCGUAUGGUGCUAAUUCAAAGUUCUGCGGCUUGAGUCCCCUGCAUUCGGGACGCAGUUCGGAAGUUUUUGCCUCCCCCACCGAGUAUGUUGUCGCUUUCCAACAUUUUCGUCGAGGUUGUUGGAGCGCUUAGUCUACCCGCUGCGGUCUUGUGCCAUUCCCGACGUUUUGUUCACCGCCGGCCGUGUUUCGACGUUUAAUGAAUUAAAGUUCCUGCGGGGAGCGCUCUGAAUACGGCGACACACUCGGCGGAGAUGCACACCAGGCGCCUGGUGAAGCGGUCGAUCCUUGGCAGCCGCGUUUAUGCGACGAGCCCGACUGGGGACGGUGCCCCGGUGACAGGAGUGGUCCAGGCUGUCAAGCAGGAAAACAGGGACGCGUCCGCCGCUGGACCCCGGCGCAGCGUGUACACCGUGCUCCUGCAGGACGGAAGCCUGAAGGAGUUCUCCGAGGAGGAGAUAGCGGCUGGAUCCAACCACACAGCGGCCAAAGGACCGCUCAAGUCCAGCCUGAAGCAGAGCUCCAGCAACGGGGUUUCAGAUGGUCACAAGUUGGAGAGCGGCUGCUGGAGCCCAGAGGCAGUGGAAGAGCAGAGGCCUGUGGACGGGAAGCGAGUUAGCCGGGAUCCCGACGCCCGAUCCGUGUCCCUCCUAGAGCAGAAACGCAAAGUGGUCUCGUCCAGCAUCGACGUCCCACAUGCCAGACGGUCAGAGGAGGAGGUGGACAUGGACAAAGUGACGGCCGCCAUGGUGCUGACGAGCCUCUCCACCAGCCCGCUGGUCAGGAGUCCGCCGGUCAAAGUCAGCGAGGGCCUGAGCGGUUCGUGGAAGGACAACGGCUCCGCUGGGCCCUUCACCCCGUCCAGCAACAGCUCCUCGGGAGGCUACUGGAGCUGGUCCGCGCCCAGCGACCAGUCCAAUCCGUCCACGCCUUCGCCGCCGCUCUCUGCUGACAGCUUCAAGCCCUUCCGUGUGCCAAGCGUGGGCGGCGUGGGGUCCAACCCGGCGGGGGCGGAGGACCCGAGUCUGGACGAGCAGGACGGCAGCAGUCUGCUGUUCGACGAGCCCAUCCCGCGCAAGCGCAAGAACUCCAUGAAGGUGAUGUUCAAGUGCCUGUGGAAGAAUUGUGGCAAGGUGCUGAGUACGACUGCAGGCAUCCAGAGACACAUCCGCACCAUCCACCUGGGGCGUAACUGUGAUUCAGACUGCAGCGACGGCGAGGAGGAUUUCUACUACACAGAAAUCAAGCUCAACACGGACUCCGUCGCCGACGGGCUGAGCAGCCUGUCGCCCGUGUCCUCCUCCGUCCUCUGUCCCCCACCGCUGCCCCCGUCGCCUCUGGCCCCUCUCAACCACCAGCCGGACUCCCACCGACCCGCCCACCCGUCCGACUCCAAGGAGCCCCACCCCGGCGGCACCACCCCGCUCAGCCGCUCCGCUCCGAGCGCUCUCUACCUCAUCCACACGGACCACGCCUAUCAGGCCACGGCUCCGGUGUCCAUCCCCUCCAGCAGCAGCAACUCGUCCUCCACCAGUUUCACUCCCACCAACAGCUCCAGCUUCAGCAUCUCCUGGCAGUCUCCUCCCGUCACUUUCACAGGAACCACGGUGUCUCCCACUAAGAGCCAGGGAUUUGGAGAGCAGCGAUCCCAGACCAUCGCCGUCCUUUCGUCCCCUCCUAGAGCGACCACUGCCCUCAGCCGGAAAGUGCGCGGCGAGGGGAAGAAGUGCCGUAAGGUGUACGGGAUGGAAAACCGCGACAUGUGGUGCACCGCCUGCCGCUGGAAGAAAGCCUGUCAGAGAUUCACCGACUGAUCCCAGCCGGCCCAUGCAACGCCUCAGCAGCAGGCGCCGUAGCUGUCGGCCAGAGAAACGUGGAGCGAGGGGGCUUCAUUCUGCAUGCACUCGGUCUUUCUGCAAACCCAGAAACGCAACUAUCCGUCAAGCUCUGGCCCCUCUUCCACGUUAGCGAACCCCUUCCAGCAGCCGAGGCAAAUGAAGGAUGGCAGAGCGGCUUCUCUUUCUUUCUUUUUUUUUUUUCUUUGUUUUUUCUUUUUCCUCCGGUUCUGUCCAGGAUUCCUAAAUCUGCCUCCACCAUUCCCGUCAUUCCCAGCGAAUGGGAAACCCCAGUGCAGCUAAGCGGUGUAAAAAUAGAUCUUUUCAUGUCGGGUUCAGUGUUGCAUCUUUCUAGUUUUGUACAGCUCUGGUUUUAAAUGGAGAGUCUUGUCUAAGAAGCAAUCGAGGAAAAACAAACAAACAAACAAAAAAGACCAAAAAGUGUUUUUGUGUUAUGAUAAAAAAAAAAAAAGAUUCAAAAGAAGACUUUUACUUUUCUAUCCAAAAGAAGAACAUUGGAGGAGAAUCUUUUUUUUUGUUUUUUUUUUGUUCUUCCUUCAAUCCUUUCCCUCGUUUUGAUUCAUUUCUGGACGUUUUGAGGUCAUAUUCUAUCACCGGCGUCACAAUCACUCCUGUUCCUUCAGCACUCCACGGGGAACGCAAAGGGGAUUGGAUAAGAGAAGGAAGCGAGAGACACGCAAGGUGAAUGAUCAAUGCAAACUCAAGUCAGGGAAAACAGAUGGACCACAUCACACUUAAACAAACCUGCUUAUUUGAGUCAUUUCCUUCCUGUUGUUCAGGGAUGUGAUUCUCAAAGUGAAAGAACCAGCAGCUUAAACGUCGGGUUUAAGCUGCUGAGAUGGAGCUGCUGCUUCCAUCUCGGCAGCUUCUGAACUUUGUACCAAAACCUCCUUCCUCUGUCAUGUUGUUCAUGGGUUGUUUUCUUCUUAUUUUUUUUUUUUUUGGCUUUUGUUGCUGUGCCAUGUUUACUUCUUGUUUUAAGCAUGCUGCUCCUUCUCUCGUUUUAAUGGGAUCAAACUGAAGAUUUUUAAACAAAACGCGUUCUAAAAACAACUCCCUGGCAGCUCUUCAAGUCGCACCAUAAAAAGAGCAACAUGUUUUCGCCGCAUGCAGAGAUAAGUAACCCUCUCCCUCCAGUACAUUUUGCAGUUUUCCAAAGGGAACCGCUGAAACGGGAAACUUUGUUUACAAAAGGUUACAAAGGUGCAUCUUUAUUAUCUGUAAGCAAAAAGCUAGGAGGGCUGAAAACCAAAAGAAUUGCACUAAUUUAAAAGAAAAAAAACUGAUUUAUACCACUAUGUAAACUCGGUUUCUUAUUAAAAUGGUUUCUAUGAAUGAGAUGUAACAGCAAAAAAAAACAAAAAAACAACAUAGUUGCAUACGCCAUUCUUGUCUUUUGUAGAAGUGAAGGGAAAAGUUGUAAGAGCUCUGGGUCAGUUCACCACUUUGCUAUUUUGUGCCAUAAUUUUUGUACCUACUCGUCAGCGUUUCAUCCCCAUAAACAAAACUGUUCAACCAUUUAUCAGAUGAAUUCAGUCAGUUUGGUAUUUUAAUGAAUAACAUACAAUCUUAAAAAAAAAUGCUCAAAUGCUCGCAUUAAGUAAUUUUUCUUUGCCUUAUGAAAUAUAGCACUCCACUUCUAUUAGCUGCAAUUCUGCUAUUUAUUUGGGCCACUGAACUCUUAGAAAAUGUGAUUAUGACAUGUGACCAAACCAAAAUAACUAUAAAAUACCUCCUGCUCAUAUUUAUUCUAUUCACACAACCACAUUUCCUUUUAGUAGAAUACAGUAAUUUAAGUUAAACCAAAACUGUGAUUAUUAUACAUCACAUGAAAAGCACCAACAUGCCUCUGCCAAGUUUUACAUGCCGAUUCCUGUGUUGUAAGAUUUUGAGUUCUUUCUGAGAACUAUAAUUAAAUAACGUAUAAGAAUUCAGAAUAUUUUAAUUCUGGCCUCUUCUGUGAGUCGUUAUCAUUUCUUGUUUAUGUAAAAAAAAGAGAGAGGCAACGUCACACUGUGUGUGUGUGUGUGUGUGUGUGAGAGAGAGAGAGGAAGCAGCUGCAAAAUCUUUUGAAAUUUUUUUGAAGUGAUCACUGCUGUAGCUCACAUGUCAAGAAUCAUCAGACAGAUAAACAAUUUUAUAACAGUUUGUUGUACAGGAAAAAUCUGUUAUCAGUUAUGAUGAUGUAAUUUAAUUAUUUAGUCAAUAUUUACUCAGAAGUUAAAAUGUCCAAGUUUCAAGUUGGGGGAAAGAAAUGGACAUAAAGGUCACCUUAAGGUUGGGAAAGCUGGAUGUGUCUUGCAACCCAGAUCUCAAAGCUAAAUGUGGUUAUUCUGCAUAUAAAACAUUAUGACAAUCAUAGUAAAAAUGUAUUUUUUUUACCUUUUUAAGAGAUAUAUUUAAUUUGAUCACAAAGUACCAUGAAACCUGCUUUAUAUUGUUAAAAACAUUGCUGUUAACUUGGUCACUCGGCAUUUCACUUAGCAAUUCCGGCUUGUUUUCUUUCCUGGAACUUUGGUAAAUUUUGAUAACAUUCCCAGAUCUGAGGUCUGCCUUCAGAUCUGGUGCUGCACAAAUAGCCAUUAGCCCUUGUUAGUUAUUCACUUUAGUUCUCUGGAAACGUCUCUGCACUUUUCUGAGGCAGAAAAAAAAACAAAAAAAACAUCCUUGAAUAGUUCAUAUUUUUAGCUUUUGGUAUUCAUUACCUGUAAAUCACGGUUAACUAGGCUGUAUGUGUUCCAAGAUCUCUUGUGAAUAUCACUCGAAUUACCCAGAGUCCCAUAUGAGACACUUUUACCACGAGGCUAGAAAAUGAAGACCUCAAUCCUGAGAGAUCCAAUAGCCAGCAUUUUCUAAUGCAUGAAGCGUAAACACAAAGCCUUCCUGUUAUCUACUCAAAUUACUGCCCUCUCUCUCAUUGAACUUAAGACUUGUUCUGGCAUGUUCAAUAAUAUACAAUUUUCUUUUAAGUAACCUUUAUAGACUUUGUCGCUCUAUAGAAACUUCCACACUGAAGAGUGUUGUUGUCAGUGCGACCAUGUAGCGCUAAUGAAAGAGAUAAUUUUUUUUAUUAUUUCCAAUCGACUUGUCGCUGGUCAGGGCCGAUCCAGCUCAGAUCUUCAGGUUCUGGUCGCUACGUUGUCCCGGUUCAUCUCAACGGCAGACAGCUCUUUUUUACUCCAGCAAAAGUCAAAUGGGAAAAGUAUAAAAUGGCAAACUGGUGAAAUGACCCUAUCGGGUGUUGUAUACCAUGCACUGCACUUAUCCACUCACUUCCCAUCAUGCAAACAGAUUUACACUCUAAGCUUCAGAUUGUAAUUGAAGAGAUUUUCUUUAAAAACAAAGUGUUUCUUUGAAUUUCAAUCUUCCAUUCUGGCUCAGACUGAGGCCAACUUUAUCACAGUGUUGUGAACCACAAACAAACGUGUUGAAGACGAGACGCAGAGUCGAACAAGCAGGCACCUCGUCUUUCCCUCUUGUGUCGUUUGCUCUGCUUUACCUGUCGGGUUUUUAUUUUUAAACGCAUGCUCUAAUCUUGGUUUGCACUUCUGUCAGCCAUUUUUUUUUACACCAGUUAUUAUAAACCAACACCAGCUGAUAAACUCGCAUUUGCCAUUUUACCAUUCAGUACUUCCACAUCUGCAGACGUAGCUCUUACUUUUGUCCUUUUGGUUGUUGUUUCUGUAUAUAUGGAGAUCUUGUGUAUCACUCUACGCUUGUUUUUGUUUUUAAGCUCAUAGAUCAAGCGGUUCAUCUGAAUCCUUUUUUUUUUUCUAGGACAGAUUGUGAGAAAAGUUUGCUGUUCAGCCUUAAUGUCGAAUCAUUGUGCUUCUUCUGUCGUUACAUUUAGAUUACUCCAAAGCUCAUUCGCCCUUGUACAAUGUGAACAUAUUGUUGUUUAAAAAAAAAAGGACAAAUCUAUAUAGUUUCAGAAAAAGAGAGAAACAUUUAAAUUCAAAGCUGGAUUAAAAAAAAGAGCUUAGGCUGUUUACCUUUCACUAUUUUUUCAUAUGUAUAUGCAUAUAAAUAUAUAUAAACUGUUUUAUUCGUUUUAUUUUCAUGUUCUUCUGAGGAGGCUGUAGGUGGAAACUCAUUCCAAUCUCAGCUUGUUGUGCUGUUGUCUCUAAGUGUGACCCACUCGGUUUUCCUUCAUGUUCCCACCGAUCCGCUAAACGCAUCCCGAACCCACAGAUGACUGAAGUCUCCGGUAAUUGCGUUUCCAUCCAAGCGUGGGAAACUGAAGGAACUCCAGGCGAAGUUGCAUGGAACUGCACACCUUUCUCAAAGUUCACUGAUGUUUUAGUUAGCAGCUGAGUUGAAAAUGUUUUUUUGUUUUGUUUAAAUUUGUAAUUAUUGUUCCGUGUACUUCCCACUGCUUUCUCUCCACCACUGUGGUGCUUUUCUGUUCUCCGCUCGAGUUUGGAAACGCUCGGCGUCGGCCGCAGUCCAGGUUCCAGGAACGAGUCCCUGCAGUCCUCAGAGUUGCUGGCAAAAAGCCGGAUAUAAACGAAGCAGCGGCAUUUCCAGGCAGCUAAUUUCACAAGAUAUUAUCGCUGGUAAUGUUUCAGUUUUUACGAGAUUUGGCUAAAGCUGAGCUAACGUAACGCUGUUUUAUUAUUUUUUUUUGGUUUGUUCCAAAUAAAAACUCUAAAGAGCUCUUGCUGCUGUAUUUGUCAGCUCCCUCUGGAAACUCCGGGGAUUUGUUCCUGGGAAUGGUCCGACCUGCUUCACGGUGCCGAGAGCGUCGUUCGUCAACAACGGCCACGAAGAUCGCUCCAGCCUGUCGGUGCUUAUCGAGCCUCGGCCCGCUGAGGUCGGGGUUCUGGUGCUGUGGCCGCGGCGGUGGGGGGAGAAACAGAGGUGCUAUAAAUACCCACGCAGUGCUGUUUCUCCCUCUGAUCGCAUCGAUUCCAUUUUUUUGUACACAUUGUUAUAUUUGCUGUAGAGAACAUGAAAAUAAAAGACACCCUGACUGAAGUCUGCCGAUGUGUCCGGACACAAAUCAGUAACGACAGCAGCCUGAAUCCACGGCGCCCUCCGCACAUCUCUGUGAAGAUGUGGGGAAAGGCCUGAAGAUAAAUUCACCUUUUAUUGCAGUAGCAUCAUUUCAGAAUGAAAAAAAAUGUGAUAAAAAAAAAUACCUUUAAUUUAAAUAUACUUAUUUAGCGAGAAAAAUAGAAAUAAUACAAAGCUAAAAACUUACUCUUGUAAGUCGGGUGUGUAAUGUGAUGCAGGCUGAUUUCUUUUAGCAGCUCUUCAAAAUGGAAAAGAUAAGUGAACAUUCCUGUUAAUCGAGGUAAAUGUAUUUCAGGCUAAUCACUCGGGAAACUAAUUAGCUCCAAAUAAAUAGCUGCUUGUUUAAACAUGGCCAUAUCUACAGUCAAAGGAAUUGAAUAGUUUGAAGCUGAAGGAGCUGCAAAAACUAAUAAUAAUAAAAUAAAUAUAUAUAUAUAAUUGAUGCAGAGCACUAAAAUCAUUGGACUUGAACAGGAAAGGUGUGCUUUGGUCUCAAUAGAGACCAAGACUGUUUUUCUGGCAGAAAUCAUCCCAGUUUGGUUUGACAAGAAAUGGAGAUUGAUACUCAGUGUGUUUUAAAUACCAGGAAAUUUUAGUUUAAAACCUUGGUGGACACUGUUGGAAAACUGAAAAAGCAUCACGACUGAGUCUUUAAGCAAGAUACCUUGCUUAAAGACUCAUGAUCUGAUGAACUCAGAUCAUGUUCAUCAGACGAACGUUAACAUCUCAUGACAUCCUCGGUCUGCAGAACUAGCAAUUUUAAGAUAAACCUUCUUAAUGUGGGCCAUCCUCCUGAUUACAUAUAUCUUCACAUAUUGGUAGUAUGAUAUUAUGCUACUGUAAUAAAGGACACAUUUGCUUAUAAAAAUGUUUUGCACGUGUGGAAGAUUACUGGAGUUCAAAGCAAUCGGAUCGUUUUCUAUCAAAACGCUGAAGUGCGUUAAGGCACAAGUAAAACAUUUUAGCACUUAAAUUGGAGGGAGAGUAAUAUUCGUUAAUGGCUUGUUUAUUUGAUUUUCUUGAGCUUUUGAUCUAUGACACAAUGUCUUCAUCGGUGGAUAAAAAUCUGACGCCUUAAAGACCGCACAGGCAUGAGCCGUCUCUGAAAUACACUUUUAGUAUUCUCUAGGAUAAAGUAUAGAAAUGCGCCCGAGUAUUGCUUGGCGUGUUUUGAUUUGAGGAAAGGAAGACUUUAACCGUGUGGAGUAAUCAUUUUUGUUAUUUCUAACGUAAUACAGCCAGCAACUUUGUUGUUAUAAUCUUGUGAUCUAUAUUUUCGAUUAUGACAAUGACAUCAAAACAUUUUGCCAGUUUAUGAAAAGUUAUUGCAUUAUUGGCUAGCUAUUAGUUAUUCACACAGCAUUUAAAAACUCCUUUGCACAUGUAGCAAAUCUAGGUCAGUUAUUUGGCACCAAGUCGCAAAUUUGUCAAAAAAUAAUUCGGCGUGGUCAUAUAAGCAAAUUAAAAUUUAAGUAGUCAUUCUAACUGAAUCGUAGCUGUAGUACAGUUCAGUUUAUUACACCGUUUAGUUAAAAGGCUUCUUCCCGGUAAACCCAGCGGAUUGCACCGAGUCGUUAACUUUGCAGCGAUCCCCCAUGCUGAGCAAUCGCAUGGCGACAGUGGAGAGGAAAGACUCCGUUUCAAAUGGAAGAAUUAUUCUCUUCCCGACAUUUAAAACUGCUUACUACCAGAUACAUGUUACAGGAGUUUAAUAUGUUUUUUUCUACAUGUAAUAUUGUUAAUUGACAUCCAAGCAAACAAAAACAGAGGUUUUGUACAACUAUCCCUCAAACUGGCUCGUACAAUCUUCUUCAGUAAAGGAAAGAGAGUGCUGCAUCGUGCAGUUUUUUUUAUAAAUGAAUACGAGUAUAAUAUUUACUGCAACUAUUUUUGAUUUACCAAUUGUUAAAAAACAAACAAAAAAAACUGCAAACGCUCUUCAAAAGUAUUGGAGACAUUGAAUUAUACUAUCGGGUAGAUUUAUUAGCUGCAGUACAUUUUCUAAGGAUUUUUUAAAAAUUUUACACAACCAAUAUAAUAGCCAAAAAUGUGUUUAUGUUUUUGGAAAAAUAUUUUUGUUAUUGCCUCAAAAAAACUUUAUAAUGUUACCUGCAAGUCAAAGCAUUAUUGGCUUUGUUGCAUUUAAAACGGCCAAAAUUACAUUACUGGCUGCUGCAAGCCUCUAUGCAGAUGUUGGAUGCGUUCCGUAGCCUUGAGCUCUCAGAGUGAUCUGGGCUAUGAUGAGUAUAAGCUACAUAUAAGCAUGGUUAAACCUCAACAGAGCACUUAAACGUCUGAUGAAGACCAUGUGAAGCAGUCAAAAGCUCCAGAGAGAAUAAAAUACGUGUUUUCAUCCAGGAAUGUCUGAAUUAUUUCACUUUUGUUGCAACAAAUUGGUUUUUCCGACUACGAUUGCGGGUCCUGUUGGCGCUUUACCAAACCAUCAGAUGAACAUGUUGAAGCAUGUAGGAGUUUCUGAAUAAUUCACUUUGUUUCAGGAAAACCUGGCCAAAAGAAUAUUUCUAAUGAUGCCUAACGGCAUUUGAUGUGAUUUAUUUAUAUUAAAGCGAUCUCUCAACCUCCAAAAAUCUUUUGGACGGAGGUUGGGGAUUUUCUGGCAAGGACGAUUUGGAAACUGUGUGCCAUCAGAAGGCCAGCGAGAUUAAUCUGAAUACUUAAGAUUUGUUUUCUGCAAAGAGCUGCUGGUUGUUCUGUGCUGCCUAAUGAAGGGCUGAGCUGUGAAUUAUGCUCAGAAUAAAACAAAGAUUGCGUUGUUGUGCUUAUGGAUGUUGUAAAAAAAACUCUCCUCCUCUGAGUUAACGGUGGACUCUGGCCGUGUGUCCAGCAUAAUUACGGGCAGCGAUGGCUUUAACUGCAGCUCAUGUUGUUGACAGUUUUAUAUGGAGUCUUGGUUUAUGUAAGUGAUCUUUAGCUACACGACAACACUUGUACGUGACGAGAAACUGACACUUAAUAUAUCCCGUAUCAUCCGUAUAUAGGUCAGUAUGCUACAAUAUAAGCCGUAGUGCAGUAUAUCUAACCAGUAUUCAGUGUGUACCAGUAUCCAGAACUGUACUCUCUCAAAACUUUUGUGUUGUUUGCGGUCGGUGCGGCGAAGAGGCUUUUGUUCUGUCAAGGAAGUUCCUCUCGGCUCUGUGGCUGCUGAUUAACCAGGAGCCACCUCCCCUUCCAGCGGGCCAUAAAGAAACGUCCGAGGCGUCUUUAUCUGCCUCCCUGCACACAGAGCUUCCUGCUUUCUGCAGGCUGGCAGCAGGUGGCGCUCUGAGGAGUUAGAAGUCAUGUGAUGGUCAGGGUUUUCCGCCUGCCAUCUUUAUGGGUCAUUGUGUUUGUUUUGUUUUUUUAUUGGCUGCUUGCGCAAAUGAAAAGAGGAGAGUCUCUCUCGCUUUUACUCGGUUUUCUUCAUUCUCUCGCUUUAUUCAGGAAUGUGAAAAUGAGUCACAGGGACUAAAGUCGUUUCUGCCACUUAUUAUACACAGUGUUGCAAAGUAUCCACACCUGAACCUUUCAGUUUUUGUCACAUUCCAACCUCAAACUUCAGUCUGUUCUACUGGAAUUUAACGAGACAAAUCGACUCAAAGUGGUGCACAAAUUUUAAGCUUGAUGGGAAAAAUAAUAUGACGUUUUAACCAUUUUUUAAAAUACAAAUAUGCUUUGAUCUAUAACACUUAAUAAUAGCUGUGACUUUGUUGUCUUGAUGGUGAACCUCCAUUGAAGUUUUAAGUUUCUUAACCGGCUUUCUUCCAACAUUCCUCGUUAUUUGCCUUCCUCCAUCUUCCUAUCAACUCCACUAGAUUCCCUGAUCCUGCUGAAGGACAGCAUCCCCACAGCAUGACUCUGCAACUACCGUGCUUGACCCGGAAAACGAUCCGGUCAGGAUGAUGAGCUUUGUCACUUUGUCCCCUAUGUAGCUUAUAGCAAAUUCCUCCAGGUCAGCUAUAACUUUAAGACUUCAGAGAUCAGCUAAAUUUCUUAGUGACAUAAAUCGGUUUUACAUUUCUGGUUGUAAUGUGACAAAACUUUAGCAAAGUGCUCCAGGUUUUCUAAACAACAUGACCAGAAGUGUGUGUGUGUGUGUACGUGCUUGUGUGUGUUGUUGCUCCAGGAUCAUCUUCAGUCUGAGUAUAUUUGGAGGAGUGUUGAAUGUGCCUUGAUAAGCGUGGAGAUUCACCACGUUGCGUGUUGAAACUGUGGGACGUGUGCUGCUGACUGAGCAGCACACGGACGAAGACGACGAUGGAAUGUUUCUGGUGCUGGCUAGUCCGAGUUCUGCUUUUUUUUGUUGUUUUUUUUUGUAUCUAUGAGUCAAUAGAUUUGUGAUGCAACGAAAUCCGUCUUGUGCGUUGUGUGUGGAGAGAGACGUUUUGGCCUCUCCAUUUCUUUCUUUUUUUUUGUUUUGGUUCCGGAAAGAUGUUUUGGGGUGACUUUUCUACUCUUUGCUGUAACUUGUAAACCGUUUUUUCCAACUACUAUGACAAUGAAUUUUCCACGUGUCGUUUAUUGUUCGAUUGUCAUCUUUGUUUUCCCAAACAUGACUGCUCUCUCUCUCUCUCUCUCCCUUUUACGCAAGGGCUCUUGUAGACCACCGUGCGAGGAAAUGUCAUGCUUCGCACCAGGAAUGUUUGGGAAAUCAAGGAAGCUUCCUUCACCAAAACAGUCGGUGAAAUGAUCCGCCUUCCACAGGAACCUGAGCGGGACUCCUCCCGCUUUCAGUGUUGAAUGUGGGUGAACAUUAGUGGCUUUUAAUGGAAGAAAAUAAAGAAACCCCCCCACACCCACCUCCCGCUCUCAUCAGCCUUGAUUCCAUUAUUGGCUUUGACUGCAGCAUCAAUUGGCUGUUAUCCUUCAGAGGCAUUAGCUCCCCGGGGUUCAACCUGAAUAUGCAACAGAGAGCGGCGACCGUCCCUCUCUUCCGACAGGAUCAUCUCACUGGCUGUUUUCUUUUUAUAUAUAUAUAUAUAUUAUAUAUAUAUAUAUAUAUAUAAAAUUUAAAUCACCUAGACCUCAAGAACUCAACGACUGUCGCACUGGAUUUUUACCCUUUUCUCUUCAAACGGUGUACUGCUCUGGUCUAACAGUAUUUUUAAUGCUGCAUGUGCAUGCGAGUAAGUAAAGUAGUGACUUUAUAUAAAUGUCUCUUAUGUGUGCCGUAGCACCGUGAACGGGUUGAGAACAGCCAGCGUCGCCUCAGUGUGGGUGUUCAAGCCCAACUUCAGCUGCUCCCACGGCUGAUAAUUGGUGUUGAGGGAAAAAAAAAACCCAACAACAACAACGGUUUUAUUUGCUGUUGUAGUUUACAGGAGCACUUUGAAAGGACACCUUCCGUCGACGCCCCGUUAAAUUUCAGAUGAAAGGUGUAAAAACGUCCGCAAAAGUGUGCCGACGAAUACGAACUUUCAUCAUCUUUGCUUAAGCUUAAAAAAAAAAAAGCUACAUUUUCUGGGUCACGGAAAGAUAAAAACCCAGUUGACUUAAACAGCUGUUACAUUAGAACCGAACUGGCCUGCGUCAGUUUGUUUAUGGGAAGCAGAAACGUGGAUUUCACAAAACGUCCCUGAGUAAUUCGUCAGUCGGAGGCUGCUCUCCGCCCUCCAGGAGCUUGGCACAGUUUCCUUUGACUUUUUUUUUUUUUUAAUUCUUUGAAAGCCUCGAAAUGUAAAUGUUUUCUAUGUGUCUCUGACCUGUGCAACCCUAACUGUAGAUGCAGCCCGUCUCCCUCCCAUCCUGCUCAGUGCAUUCGGCGACCCAGCUGGGUUGGAAACUGUCAAACUCGAACGUAUCUGACGUUGCACAGAGAUGGAAGUCAGUAGAGAAAGGCGGAGCGGGUAUUAUUUCAUACUGAGAAGCUCAGGAUCAAGUUUCAUUAACAGGGAGGAUUUUAAAAAACUAAAAAAUAAACAGAUAAAUUCUGGAGUCAAAAAGCGUUUCUGAAACUCUCAAAUGAAAGCAGUGGUGAUAAAUGAGUGGAAUAAAUGUAUUCUUAAGGAGAAGCUAAAAUAUCUUCUUAACCAAACUAUAAGUAAGCAGAUUAAAAUAUUGAACAAUUUGUUUACCAUUCAUGAAGAUUAGGAAGAGUGACUGAAAGACAUCAGAAAUAAAUGAGACAUUUUCCCUGGCACCUGAGAAAAAGACAAUGUUUCUGCAGAUGCCAUCUUACGUUGGUUGUAUUAAACGGAGCUGCGGCAUCUGUUUUAAAACUUCGACUCGUUUUCUCACUUCGUCUAAAAGAGAUGUGGAAACUCGUAAAGCUAUAAAAUGCCUGCGACCCCUCCUUUGUUUCUAAUGCAACAGAUGAAGAUGAGGAGGCGUGGUCAAGAACGGUUUGGAAAUAGAAGUUGUCUCAGUUGUGUGUAAUGAUGAGUUAUUUAAGUUCCUGUAAUUUUGGAUUUAUUUGCUCAUUCCCCUCUGAUAUCAACAUGGUGUUUCAUUUCCAAUCAGUGGAUAUUUUCACUUUUUUUUAACCGUUUUCUAUAAACUGACGAGUAGAUCGAGUGAAAAUCCCAUCAGAUCAGUAGUUUCUAUAAAUCUCAGAAAUUUGCAGUGCUGAGACUACAAGUAUUUACCCCCUUCCAGAUUGUUCUGCUUGUACUACUUUGUCACACUUACAUUUGUCAGAUCAUCAGGCAAGUUUUAACUGAAGUAACCCGAGAUAAACAAUGAGAUCACUAAUUGAGGAAAAAUUACACCAACAACUGCAGUUUGUUUUUUUUGUUUGUUUUUUUACUCAUUACCAGAAUUUUGGUUUCCAAUUUUUUUGCUGAAUUGUUUUAAUUCAGCCACACGAGAAGGGUUUUUGGCCGAUUUCAAAUAAUCCAAAAAGCAUCCAGGUCAUAUUUAUGCACAGACUUUAAAUAGGCCACUCCAAAACCUUUUUCAAACCAAUCAUGAAAACGUUCCUCAAUUGGUCUCUCUCUGAACCGGGACUUGAAGCAAGUGGCACAUUUCUCAAACUUGUGCUUAUUUUUAAUGAAUUUCUCAAAAGUUUAAAAUGGUGUCCUUGGUAGUCUUUGUCACAACCCACUUACAAACAAAAAAAAGAAAAAAAAUGUAAUCUCAAGGAAUGUUUUGUGGUGAGGUAAAGAUUUUUUUUUUUUUCCAGUUUAUUUUUUUCCUCUUCAUAUUAAAAUCACCAUUGGAGUCUAGAUUAUCUUAUGAUAUUAAGGUUUGGUUGAAGAUCUGCACCAUGCAAGUGUGACAACAACAACAACAACAAAAAAGCUAAAACUGCAUAAAUAUGUAAAAAGGACCGUAAGAAGAUCUCUGGGCUCCAGAGCUUCACCAUCUCAGACCCUCUCACACAAACACUCGCACCCGGACAUGACGUCUUGCUGUCAGAGCGGUUUGUCCCCUCGCCGCCUCGCAUAUGUCCCUGCGGCUUUGGGUCUCACCGUGGGACGACAUGGAAGCUGCUCAUGUCUGGGUUGAGGAGCUCUGCUAACGCUUGCUAGCCUUACCGUGUCGCGGGGAGCCGUUCCUGUGACCUCCCGAGGUUCGACCCAUCUGCUCAGUGCAACAUUCACGCCUCCUCCUGUUUGUUUCCGUCGAGCACAAAAGCUCGCCGUGAGCACGAGCGUCUCAGCUCCAAUCUCUCUUGCGCUUUCGCUGCCGUAACGCACAUUUUCAGUUUCAAGCUGUCGUAUCUCUCGCGUUAUCAGCUGGAGAGACUGACGAAGCCCAAUAAGCCUCCCGCUGGCGCGCUUCGUACCAGCCAGUGUGACUGAUCAUCAUAAACGUGGAUAGCUGCAGAGCAUCACCCUCAAUCCAGGGAUCGAGAUAAGAGUUGAACAGAGGGGCUCUGGUUGCGUCUCUGGGUUGAUGGGAUUUGCUUCUAAGCAGCAGCAUGAAGGCAUGGAGAGGACUUCAGGCCUCAGCGAGCCGCAGGCUGUGGCAGGGAGCUCAGUUUGGGUUUUAUUACAGCAGGCUCAGUCUGAAAGGUCAGCUGGCCUUAGUCGCUGCGGUCUAAUUUCUGGAUUCUGUGCAACAAGUUCAAGGUUAGCAAAAGAAAGUUUAACACAACGUGAGGUUGCUUUAAAUUCAACAUUUUUUUUUUCAAAACAGUGGAUUAACGAAAUAAUUUUAAAAAUAAUAAUAAUUAAGCUUACAUUAGGUUAUUCUCUUGCAAUUUCUGGCUGAGAGGUGAGGUAAACCCUGAAAAGAGGCUGUAAGGUUUUAUGAGUUAUACUAUAGUUAUAUUGCUAAUAUUUGACAUUUUGGAUGGAGUGGCUUGUCGACAAAUAAGCAAUUUCCUUUUGGGGGUCAAUAAAGUAUAUUGUUAUUCCGAUUGCCCUUCCCCUCAGCGAUAGCCCUUGGUCUUUAACCUGUGAAGGGAAUUUCUUGCACUAGGUUUAUUUAAGGUUGUCGGAGUAAAGGGGUGGAAUACAGCACACUUCCCAGAUGUUUCCUCUUCAUAUUUAUGCACGUCUGUCUUAUUCCGCAACAUAAAACACUGAUCCCAUAGAUGUUUGUUGUGAGAAAAUGUAGAAAAGUUGAACAGUUGUGAUUGUGUGUUCUUUAUUAUUGGAUAGAUACCAUCAGAGAAGGUUGGGUUCUUAUGUUUCUGUGUUUUUAAGGUGCAGCAUUCUGUCAUUUCUACAGAGUUAAUAUGUUGAUUAAACUACAGUUUACAGAACCUUAAGUUUUUACAAGGUCUGGUGUGGCUUUUAGACAAUCUGUUCCUACAAUUUUUGGAUCUUUAAAAUUAGUCUUGAAUGAAGGAUAUUUAGGGCAAACAUCUGUAUUUGUAUCUCUAAGCUUUAGAUGAUAAAUAAAGCUUGUCUCCAAUUCAACAGGUUUAUAUCGGCACUUUAUCACUUUGGAAUAGAGUCAUUUAUCUACUGAUAAAUCUGUUUUAAGCCCUUGCAGGUAUCGAAAGUUUAGCUUGGAAUAAGUCAAAUGGAGAAUAAAGCAUCUUGGAAGGACUGGCAGCACCACUGCUCUCAUUGUGCUUUCAGAUUUUGGCUUAAUCUAGAAUAAAAAAAAAGAAAAACCUUUAUAAGAAAACGGUGAGUUAGAACUGAUAAAAACUAUUUUCCACCUUUUGACCUCUUAAUGCUGAGCCACCUCUGCAAAAGCUGACGUUCAGAUACGAGUUUGGCAUCAACCCUCACUUUUACCUCAGCAGUUAGUUUCCAAAAAAAAAAAAAAAACAAAAAAAAGAAAAACAUCAAAAUGUAUCCCAAAAAGUACAUUUGGGAUUUGGACCUCACACACACAAAGCCAUGUUUGAACUGAAUGUUCGCUUUCUGCACAUUUUAAAUGGUCUACGUCUCCAUAACACACACGCAAACACACACUAGCAGCCAUCAGUGUCACACACUGAGUCAGUCCGGAUAUAUUUAUCAAACCAACAUACAGAAAUAACUGCAAUAUAAACCUUCUCUUUCGCAAAAUGUAUAUUCUACUGCACCUCUGACAUUUCCUUAUAUUCUGUCCCACAUUAUAAAACGGAUUCUAUCAGUAUAUAAAGAUUUUCCUUUUCUACAUGAGAAGAAUCUGACUGACUGUUAACUGUAAUGUUUUUUAUUCCUGUGAUCUCUGUGUGUAGAUACUGCCAUCUCUCUCUUGUUGUAAGCUGUGUUUUACUUUUUUUCGCGUUUCCUGGUGUUUGUACAGUUUAGACUUUCUGCAGAGAGACUCAUUCUGCAGCAUACCGUUAUGACUGAAUAAAGAUUUUUUGGCAGCUGUUUAUUAAAAA
Messenger RNA from Poecilia reticulata (guppy), 17812 nucleotides. It is a transcript of the gene znf704, whose product is annotated as zinc finger protein 704. Gene Ontology annotation, cellular component: nucleus. NCBI's taxonomy places the organism in Eukaryota, Metazoa, Chordata, Actinopteri, Cyprinodontiformes, Poeciliidae. Gene Ontology annotation, molecular function: RNA polymerase II cis-regulatory region sequence-specific DNA binding; DNA-binding transcription factor activity. Gene Ontology annotation, biological process: regulation of transcription by RNA polymerase II. The record is from RefSeq and is a predicted model, not a curated record.